Mytilus trossulus (common blue mussel) is the source of this 998-nucleotide messenger RNA. Its product is annotated as plasminogen-like. The record is from RefSeq and is a predicted model, not a curated record. Lineage: Eukaryota; Metazoa; Mollusca; Bivalvia; Mytilida; Mytilidae. The transcript has 6 exons. Gene Ontology annotation, molecular function: serine-type endopeptidase activity. Bases 1 to 804 code for a protein of 267 amino acids. Gene Ontology annotation, biological process: proteolysis.
AUGAGGGAGCAGAUACCGCCCCAGAUACUGCUCUAUGGGCCUAAUUCAGUUGAAUGUGGAACACCAUAUUUUAAACCUCAGUUAGGGAGCAUAAGAAUAGUAGGUGGAAAUCGUGCAAAAAAUUUCACUUGGCCAUGGAUAGUACAGCUACGACUGAAUGAAAAACAUGAAUGCGGUGGAGCAAUUAUUGCUCCGAAUUGGAUUAUAACCGCCAAGCAUUGUUUUCUAUUAGUUAAUGAUGCAUCCAAGUGGACAAUUUAUGCUGGUAAGACCCACAAGUCUUUGCAAGAACCAGCAACACAACAAAAAAGACAAGCUGUCAAAAUCGUCGAUGCAAAAAGUCCUAACCACAUUCUUCACAAGGACAUCAGCUUAGUAAAAGUUGACAAGCCAUUCCAUUAUAACAAUUAUGUACGACCAAUAUGUCUGCCGACAAAGGAUGUAAAAGAAGGAGAUAUUUGUUUGGUCAAAGGUUGGGGAGAGACGCAAGGUACUGGCCAUGCAAAUGUACUAAAACAGACUAUAUUACCGAUUAAGGAUACAAAGAAAUGUAAUACAACCAUCAAUCCAGUUUUGAAAGGACAAAUAACAGAAAACAUGUUUUGUGCUGGACAUCAAGGUGGCGGACAUGACGCUUGUCAGGGUGAUAGUGGCGGACCAUUUGACUGCGUACAUUCCGAUAAAUGGUACCUUUCCGGUAUUGUGUCUUGGGGUAUAGGCUGUGCAGAGAAAAAUAUGCCUGGUGUGUUUGUUAAUGUGAUGAAUUUUGUAACCUGGAUCACCAGUACCUUAGCAUUAGAUUGACAUAGGUUGUCAAUACAACAUGUCUAUAUUUAGAUAUUAGUAUAUGUAGGCAAAUUUGUAAACUCGCAUUGUUUGGUGACUAUUACUUGCAUUAAUUCAAUAACCUUUUAGAAAACGAAAUACAAGCAAGAAAUAAAAUGUUUACCCUGAACACCCUGUAAGGAUCAUUUGAGAUUCGUAAUUCAAUGAUCAAA